GCUGCAGGUGGACUUGGCCAUGGCCCUGCAGCGCGUGCGGAUCUCCGACAAGUACGGCCAGAGCUACCUGUGCCUCCUCCAGGCGGUCUUCCUGGCGGAGACUGAGCUGCUUCUGCGCAUAAAGGACAUCAACCACUUCUUAAUGCAAGACAUUGCCUUCCUAUCUGGUGGUCGUGGAAAAGACAAUGCAUGGAUCAUUACGUUUCCAGAAAAUUGUAAUUUCAGGUGUAUACCGGAAGACGUGAUAGCAAAAGUGCUGACUUACUUGACUUCUAUUGCGAGACAAAAUGGAUCUGACUCCCGGUUUACCAUUAUUCUUGAUCGAAGGUUGGAUACAUGGUCUUCUCUCAAAAUCUCUCUCCAAAAAAUCUCAGCUUCCUUCCCUGGGAGCUUGCACUUGGUUUUGGUUCUGCGCCCCACCAGUUUUCUUCAACGAACGUUCACAGACAUUGGGUUUCGAUUUAGUCAGGAGGAUUUCAUGCUGAAGUUACCGGUGGUUAUGCUGAGCUCAGUUAGUGAUUUGCUGACAUACAUUGAUGACAAGCAAUUAACCCCUGAGUUAGGCGGCACCUUGCAGUACUGCCACAGUGAAUGGAUCAUCUUCAGAAAUGCAAUAGAAAAUUUUGCCCUCACAGUGAAGGAAAUGGCUCAGAUGUUACAGUCCUUUGGAACUGAACUGGCUGAGACAGAACUUCCGAAUGAUAUUCCUUCCAUAGAAGAAAUUCUUGCAGUUCGUGCUGAAAGGUAUCAGCUGCUCAAGAAUGAUAUCACAGCUGUCACCAAAGAAGGAAGAAUUCUGCUCACAAAUCUGGAAGUGCCUAACACUGGGGAAGCUGUCAGUUCAAGACUUGACCAUCAUCAGCACAUAGGUGGUGACUGGCAGACUAUUAAUAAAUUGCUGACUCAAGUACGUGAUAUGGAAAUAGCUUUUGAUGGAUUUUGGGAAAAGCACCAACUGAAAAUGGAGCAGUAUCUGCAACUAUGGAAGUUCGAGCAGGAUUUCCAAGAGCUCGUGACUGAAGUGGAACUUCUAUUAAACCAACAAGCAGAGUUGGCAGAUGUAACAGGCAAUAUAUCUCAAAUAAAGCAAAAACUAAAAAAGUUGGAUAACUUAGAUGAAAGCUCUCAGGAUGUAUUAGCAAAGGCCCAGUUUGUGAUAUUACAUGGACACAGACUUGCGGCCAAUCACCAUUAUGCACUUGAUUUGAUCUGCCAGAGGUGCAAUGAACUACGUUAUCUUUCCGAUAUUUUGGUUAAAGAGAUCAAAGCAAAACGGAUACAGCUGAGCAGGACCUUCAAAAUGCAUAAACUUCUACAGCAGGCUCGUCAGUGCUGUGAUGAAGGAGAAUGUCUUCUAGCUAACCAGGACAUGGGCAAGUUUCAGUCUAAAGAAGAUGCUAAGAAAGCUCUCCAGGACAUUGAACAUUUUCUUGAAAUGGCUCUGCCCUUUAUAAAUUAUGAUCCUGAAAAUCUACAGUAUGAAUUUGAUGUAAUUUUAUCCCCUGAACUCCAGGUUCAAAUGCAGACCGUGCAAGUCAAGCUUGAAAAUAUUCGAAGUAUAUUUGAGAACCAACAAGCUGGUUUCAGGAACCUGGCAGAGAAGCGAAUGAGGCCCAUCAAAUUUAUGGUCCCGUCCUCUGACAAUUUGAUCACACCCAGAGCAUCAUUUUGGUCGGCUAAACAUGUGGGAGUUGGAUAUUCUUUCUUUCAAGCAUGUAAACUUUUUUCAAAAGGCAAGAAGAGUUGGCGACAAAACCAGAGCAACCUAAAAAUUGAAGUGGUGCAUGAUUGUCGAGAGAAGAGAAAUUCUGGUCAAACUUCCAGUUUGAACAAUGACAAUAACUUGGAUGUUUUAAAGAACCACGUCCUCAAUGAGCUGGUACAGACAGAGAGGGUUUAUGUUCGGGAGCUGUUUACUGUUUUGUUGGGCUACAGAAUGGAGAUGGACAAUCCAGAGAUGUUUGAUCUUAUGCCACCUCUCCUGAGAAAUAAAAAGGAUAUUCUCUUUGGAAAUAUGGCAGAGAUCUAUGAAUUCCAUAACAACAUUUUCAUGAACAGUCUGGAAAGUUGCAUUGAGGCUCCAGAAAAAGUGGGACCUUGCUUUCUGCAAAGGAAAGAUGAUUUUCAGAUGUAUGCAAAAUAUUGUCAGAAUAAACCCAGAUCAGAAGUAAUUUGGAAGAAGUACUCAGAAUGCAGCUUUUUCCGGGAAUGUCAAAGGAAAUUACAACACAGGCUUGGUCUGGAUUCCUAUUUACUGAAACCAGUGCAACGAAUUACUAAAUAUCAGUUACUGUUGAAGGAGCUAUUAAAAUAUAGCAAGGACUGUGAAGGAUUUGAUCAAUUAAAGGAGGCCCUUGACACAAUGCUGGAUUUACUGAAGUCAGUUAACGACUCGAUGCAUCAGAUUGCAAUAAAUGGCUACAUUGGAAAUUUAAAUGAGCUGGGCAAGAUGAUAAUGCAAAGUGCAUUCAGUGUUUGGAUUGGACAUAAGAAAGGUGCUACAAAAAUGAAGGAUUUUGCUAGAUUCAAACCAAUGCAGCGACACCUUUUCUUAUAUGAAAAAGCCAUUAUUUUUUGUAAAAGGAGAGUGGAGAGCGGAGAAGGGUCCGACAGAUACCCAUCGUACAGUUUCAAGAACUGUAUGAAAAUGGAUGAAGUUGGAAUCACUGACCAUGUAAAAGGAGAUACCCGCAAAUUUGAAAUCUGGUGUGGUGAGAAGGAAGAAGUUUAUAUUGUCCAGGCUCCAAGUGUAGAUGUGAAGAUGACAUGGUUAAAAGAAAUACGAACUAUUCUGUUGAAGCAACAGGAACUUAUGACAGUUCAAAAGCAAGCACAAAAUAACCAGUUAACAGAACAGGAUCCAUUUUCCUGUCAACAGAAUGAUGAAAAGCAACAAGGAGCUUUUAUAAACUCUGAGGAAACUGAAUCGGAGCCCAGCAAUGCCAUGGCGGAGGUUGGUGCGGCUUUCUCCUCACUUCCGGCAGAAGGGCCCGCAGUUUGGACUGAGAUGUUACCACGUUCCGAAAUCCCUGAUGAGCCUGAAGAGUGGUCCAGAAACUAUUUCUGCUCUCCUUGUGAUGACAAUGAAGAAGAAGAAAGGCCCCUAAUGAUGCUGCUCUGAGUAACACAAGGAAAGUAAGUUCCCCUUGAACUAAAGGAGCAUGGAAUAGACUUAAAAAUAAGAUUCCCUAUGGAGAUGUGAGGUAGAUUUUAUGUCUUAAAAGUGUCACAGCACAAGAAUCAGGGUGAUCACAUGCUGCCCGUGACAGUCAGCGUUUCUUCGGGACCGAGGUCGGCUUUGUCAUUCCCAUUGAGUGUCAUUCUUGCCAGAAGGUCAUCUUCAGUCCUUCCGCUCUCGCCAGGUGAAAAAUGCAUUGUUGUUUUGUUUCCAAGGAGGACUUUCCAUGGCAUACAUUCCAAUUCCAUCUGAAUUGAAUUCAGGAUUCAAUUCUGAAAACUGGAACUCUAUUAUUUUGAACACUUGCAGGUUAAAAAACAUUACUUGUAAUAUUUUGGGUAACGCUUCAGAACAAAACAGAAAAAUCCAAAGAGUAUCAUCAGUUUUUUAAACCGCUUUGCUAAUUGAUAGUUUAUUUUAUUAUUUAAUUCUGUUAUCUAUGUGAGGACAAUAUACCAAAGGGAUAGGUUCUGAAAGACCUCUUUUGCACAUUGAUUGGUCUAUAGGUUUCUCAGAGCUGUCUUAUGGUUCUAAAACCAGCCAAAGCUAAAAAAAUCCUGGAUGUGUUAGGCUGCAUUGAGGUUUAUAAAAUGUUUGUGCAUUGAAAUGUUAAGACAUAUGUCACAGCUAUUAAGUUAAGUAUUCAUAUUUGCACAACGGUGUUCCUGUAGCAAAACUCUACUUCCCAGUGUCUUCACUUGCUUUUGGGGUUUCUAGAAAAAUCUCUUCUUGUCAAGGUUUUCUUAAGUUAGAUUUUGUUUCUUCCUAGUGUUUUUCUUUGAUAAUACAUGUCCAGAUGCCUUUCUUUUAAAUAUGCAAACAGUGUGAUCACUUGUUCAAAGCCCAGGGCCAGCUGUGUUGUACAGUAUUGAAUUUAUGCUUGUAGUAUUUUUAUUUUGAACUACUGCAGACAAUAGUUUGAAAUUGGCUGCGUUCAGACUCAUGGACUGUUGUGUUUUACUAUCAUGUGGGCAUAUUAGGUGCAUGGUUUUGAUGACUGGUUUUAUAAUAAAUAAUAAUAACUAAUACAUAAUUUAUGUUUUAAGCAGGUUCGUGUAUCAUGCCAAGAUCAUAGUUCAUGCCAGUGGUAUCAUUUGAUGUAACAAUUUGUAUACAAACCUAUUGUAUUUUUAUUCAAAGUUACCUGCAAAUUAUAAAUCUUCUAAUAUCCAAUUGUUGGGACUUAUGAUGGCUGAUUUAUAACUCACUCAUUAAAAUGUCCAUAGAUUGGAUAUUUCACUUAAUGCUUCUGCAAAAAUAAUAAUAGCAAAAUUAAAUUAAAAUGCAGUUCUUUUGGGUGCUGAUCCUGCAGUAAAAAGAAUUAGGAGAUAAAAUUUUUCACAAAUGAUGCCCCUCUGCAGAAAAUAUUUUAAUUUCAUAGUAUUAAACUAGGGGUUUUAAUCAGUUAAGACAGUAUUAAGUUCACUGGAUUCAAACGUACAAUUAAGGCCUUUUAAUGUUUUAAUUGCUGUACAAUGAAUGCUAUAUUUGUAUAUGUAUUUGUAUAUGUAACAGCACUGUAUUAAUUGUAUUGGGCUAUAAAUGUGUUACUAUAAAACAUAGUAGCAGUUUCCCUUUAAGUCUUCAAAUUUUAAUUACAUUCUAAAUAUACUUACAAUGUAUAUGUACUUGCAUUAACUCCACAUUAAAGAUA
This is a messenger RNA of Talpa occidentalis (Iberian mole), 4832 nucleotides long. It is a transcript of the gene MCF2, whose product is annotated as MCF.2 cell line derived transforming sequence. The coding region runs from base 20 to 3121 and encodes 1033 amino acids. Gene Ontology annotation, cellular component: cytoplasm. Gene Ontology annotation, molecular function: guanyl-nucleotide exchange factor activity. Gene Ontology annotation, biological process: dendrite development; intracellular signal transduction. The transcript is spliced from 29 exons. The record is from RefSeq and is a predicted model, not a curated record. Lineage: Eukaryota; Metazoa; Chordata; Mammalia; Eulipotyphla; Talpidae.